AAUGCUUCUGUCACAUUCACCUUCUCCCAUGAACCCUAAGAAAAUUGGUCGCUUUCGAAUCCUCGUUAUAGGAAGGGCGAGUGCAGGAACCACUACCGUGCUUUCAAGAGUUUGCAACACACCGGAGAACCCAACAAUAUACAGCGCUGGGAAAAAGCGCGGAGAGAUGGUGUUCAAAAGCAACCCGGGAUUCGUCUUUCAUGACUCACGUGGAGGCGGUGGAUCCGAAUUCGAGAAGGUCAAGGCAUUUAUCGAGGGCCGCUCAGAGGAAACGAAAACCGACAAACAACUCCAUGCUAUCUGGUACUGCAUCCCAAUGGACGAGGCAAGCAGGUCGUCCACUCAGUGCGACACUGGAAGCAUCCUCAGUUCCAUUAUUUGUAGGGACAUUCGACGCCCUCCAAAAUGUCAUGUAUGCCUUCCUAAUAUGGACAAGGACGAUGCAGACUGCAGGCCACUCAUCGAACGCACGGCUGGAACUCUGGGCAACGAAGUACUGAAGCAAUUAUUCGUCUCGACCCAGCAGACCAACUUGGAGCUCUGCAUCGGAGAGGUAAUCACCCAUGGUCUCAUUUACUUGCCGCAAGUGUUAGCCCACUGAUAUU
Molecule: messenger RNA, 605 nt
Organism: Suillus plorans
Lineage: Eukaryota; Fungi; Basidiomycota; Agaricomycetes; Boletales; Suillaceae
Exons: 5
Source: RefSeq, a predicted model, not a curated record